GCGGGCCGGCGCCCAGUGUGCCCGGCUGGCCCGCCCCGCCCCGGGAGACCACCCUGGAGGAGCUGGUGCGCCCCCGGCCGGCGCCCAACGACUGGUGGGAGCCGGACGGCGGCGCGGCUGCCGAACUGUCACUGAGGGACCUGGAGCGAGACAAGACCUCCACGGCGCCGACCGGUGUGCCGGGCACCAGCGGCGGUCCCAUCUCGCCGAGUUGUGCGCCGCACUACGGCCACUGGUCGGUGGCCGAGGGCCGCGGCGGAACCGUCACCCCACCGGCGCCGGCCGGCCGCGGCGCGUGGCGGCCGCUCUCCCCCACGCCGCCGUCCGCACCGGGUAGCGUGUGGCGCCCGCUGUCCCCCACGCUGCCUCCCGUGCCCGGCGCGCCGGACGGCACCUUCACGCCGCGGGUACUGUCGUGCCGCGAGCCGCUGCGGCCCGGCGGCGGCCUGUGGCGCUCCGAGCCGCGGCCGGGCGGCGGCUUCCGGCCGCGCUACGUACCGCCCGAGGAGCGACUGACGGCCGGCGGUGCCCGGCGCUCACUGGGCGCGCCGCCCACCACCGCCCCAGUGGACAAGUGCGGUCCGGAGGCCAUAGCGGCGUUCCGGCGCCGGAUGGGCUGCCGGGCCGGCAUCACCACGGCCUACGACCCGGAGUCACUGGUCGGCCUGCGGCUGCCAGUCGGCUUCAUCGACUCGCACUGCCACCUGGACUUUCUGUUCCGUCGCGACCAGGCGUUCGGCUCGGGCCUGCGCUCCAACACUCUGACAGAGUUCCGGCGCCGCGUAGCGUCCGCCACCUUCCCGGCCAGCUUCGCCGGCUGCGUGGCUGUCUUCUGCGACCCCAACUACUGGCACCGGCGCGCCGAGUGGAGCCGCAUACUGGAGGAGCCGGGUGUGUGGGCCGCGUUCGGCUGCCACCCGCACAGCGUCCGAGACUUCACCAUGGUCUCCGAACAGAUGCUAGAGCACAUACUGCGGUCAAACAAGAACGUGGUGGCGCUGGGCGAGAUCGGACUCGACUACUCCACAAAUAACAGCACCAGCCACGACAUGCAGAAGACGGUGUUCCGGCGCCAGCUGGCGAUAGGCGUGGCGCUGGGCCUGCCACUGGUGCUUCACGUCCGGGACGCCGAACAGGACGCGCUCGACAUUGCGCUCGAGAUGGUGCCCCGUGACCACCUGAUCCACCGGCACUGUAUCACCGGCAACUGGGUGAUGGUGCGCCGCUGGAUGGACGCCUUUCCCAACUGCUACGUGGGCCUGACGCCGCUCAUCACCAACCCGCACGCGCAACAAGCCCGCUUCCUGGUGACCGAGGUGCCGCUCAACCGGCUGCUGCUCGAGACAGACGCGCCCUACUUCGUGCCCAGCUGCUACCGGCGCGACGCAUCGGAGAUGCGGUUCUCUCACCCGGGUCUCGCGCUGCACGUGGCCGCUCAGGUGUCCCAGAUGCGGCGCAUCCCGCUGGAGGAGGUGGUGCGGGUGACGGCCGCCAACACACGCACCAUGUACCGGCUGCCGCCACAGGAGCAUGAGGCGUUCACCGGCUUCAGCGCCGAAUGAGCCACCCUAAUGGCACUCCUCGGCACUGACGGCACUCCCGGACACUCACUGACUCACGGUGCUCCAGGGCACUGGCGGUACUCCCGGGUACUCCUGGCUACUCACUGAGAGCUCGAUACGCCGUGCAGCGUAAAUGCUGAGGCCGUCGCUUUCCCGCCGAGGCCCGACUACAGGUCUCGCUGAGGAACCCUGCUCGGCUUGGGGCUGGGAGAGUUUGCCCGCAGUCCGACCAACGUCGAGCGGGGGUAUUAUGCGGGCCGACCGGACUGAAGCUAGUCCAUAGCAAGUGCCAGUUGAAUGUAAAACUCUGCCGGUUGUUUGUUAGAUGGGAGUAUUUUGCUAAUAUGGGAAACCCAGGCGCACGUCAUUGUAGGCUAUUAGAUAGUGAUAUUAGGACCCUGGGUCAAAUAUGGCCAAUGGCUAUUGUACGCCAUUAGCGGGUAAUAGAAUCUAGCAAUUCAACAGCCAUGGACUACCUUUGUCGAUUAAUGAGAGAGCUGCUAGGGCGGUGGUAUCUCUGGUAUGACUGAAAUGAAUUCCCUGGUUUGCUGGACCCGGUGGUGGGAGCGGUGGGGUCCCACCCCGCCCCGGUCGGCGGACCGGCCUCACUGAGACGUUCCGUGGCUGUGCCCGGACCUGUGAAUUCCUACGCUGGCUGUGAGCCGUGCCUGAGCUUCCUGAGCUCACCUGUCCAAUGACGAGCUUACGGCGAGCUUUCAGCAGUGACUGCGGUGUGGCUGUUUGAAGAAGUACAAGAGCCGGGCGUUCGGUCGGCGGUGGACACCGGAAUCCUGCGGUAGCUGCUGUUCUCGGGUACAAUGUCGAAUCUCGCUAGAUCUCUCUGCUAGGCAGUCGUCGAUCCUAAACUCAAACAAUGUUUUCUGAUGUGUUGUCUUUCGUAAAACGUCACUUUUCCACUUGUUCUAAUCCUCGACUGAAAGUUGCGCUCGUAGAAACCAGUUGCGACUGUUGGUGCUCUCUAGAAAGCUCACAGGUCGCUCGUCUUAACAUGUUCUAAAUGUGUGUGUCCGCGGGUGCGGCGACUCCGGUGUUGUGCUGUAUUUCCCCUGUGUCCGGUACGGCAGCCGCCGGUCGGUGGGUGUGUCGCUCGGCCAGGGGUGGGCGUAGGAGCGGCGCCCGCUUCCGGCCAGCCGACCCCUCCCUAUCGAUUGGCCCCCGUAUGCGUGUGUUUGCGGGUGCGUGUCCCCGGGCGAUGGGUGUGGGGUGCGGGUGAAACGCUGGCGUGGCGGUGUCGCAAUCAUCCACGUGUCUUACCGCGACUGUGCCUUGUGGCCGUGUCAUCCCCCCUCCCCGCCAGACGCACCUGUCGCCGGAGUCGCUAUGUUCCGCUGUGGUGUACCGGUCCCCUCCCCUCCGCCUCCUGGCGCGCCGGCCACCGACCAUGUCCCCGGGGUUCCGAAACCCGGACCAUCCAACUGCAAGUGAAUCUCUCUCAGGGAUGCAUGUACAGUAUUACAAAGCCCAGAGAUGUUUCAGAUGCUGCGUUUGAAUACAUUCGUUCGUUAAUAA
This is a messenger RNA of Amphibalanus amphitrite, 3092 nucleotides long. RefSeq names its product putative deoxyribonuclease TATDN2. NCBI's taxonomy places the organism in Eukaryota, Metazoa, Arthropoda, Thecostraca, Balanomorpha, Balanidae. The transcript is spliced from 7 exons. The coding region runs from base 612 to 1562 and encodes 316 amino acids. The record is from RefSeq and is a predicted model, not a curated record. Gene Ontology annotation, molecular function: hydrolase activity, acting on ester bonds.